Molecule: messenger RNA, 3300 nt
Organism: Mucor mucedo
Lineage: Eukaryota; Fungi; Mucoromycota; Mucoromycetes; Mucorales; Mucoraceae
Product: kinase-like domain-containing protein
Exons: 10
Coding region: 92-3199 (1035 amino acids)
Biological process (GO): signal transduction; protein phosphorylation
Molecular function (GO): ATP binding; protein serine/threonine kinase activity
Source: RefSeq, a predicted model, not a curated record
GUUAGAAGUUUCUUGUAGCAAUUAAUUUAUUAGCAGACUUAGAACACAAUUUUUUUUCCCGUAUAGACCACAAAAAACACCAAGUAUAAAAAUGAGUGAUCAACACCAUGUCAAAGUGAAGGAAUUAAAAGCCAAAAUCGCUCAGAAUGAAAGAAUGCGUGAUAAGGCUUAUCAAUUGAAGCCUUUGCUUACAGACCGCAACGCACUCUCGCAAUGUGACACUGAAAUUCGGGAGUGUCAAAAAUAUAUUGACUAUUUUCAUGACGAGCUUGUCAAGUUGGAAUCGCGAAAAGAUGCCGAUACUUCAAACACCUUACUGAAUACGAAUAAAGAUCAGACACAAAGUGCUAAACGACUUAGUGGCAAUGAACCAUCACCUCGUCCAAGCAGCACAGAAGGUCGUGAUAUCAAGAAAUAUUCAACUUUGGAUUUGCUGACAACUGAAUCUUUAUUCAACAAGUCAAAGGUUUCUUUAAAGUUGCAUGAGUUGGAGUAUAAACUUGAUGUGGAAAGAAAAGUGUUAGCAGGCAUUAAAACAAUGGCUGACGUUGUAGAUAAAGAUCCUUCUUCGAGUGACAGAAAGAGAAAGAUUGAACUUCAAGGUCAAAUGAACGAAAGCAUUGAAAAAUUGAAUCUACUCGCAAAGGCUCUGCGAAAAUAUAAAAGUCUUUAUAUUGGUGAAGAUGAUGAUGAGGAUGAUUAUGAACUAGAAACCCCUCCCUCAGCACGCAUCCCACCCGGUUUCAGAAGACCAGUGACGGGUUUAUUACAACUAGAGCUCAUACAAGCCCGUGGCAUUGCUCAUGCUCCGACACGAAUGUUCAAAACACCUGAUACCGUUGUAUAUGUCAAAAUUGAUGGUAAUGUCGUGUACAAGUCGAAGUUGUCCCGCAACGAUAAAUGGGGAGACGUAUGUGAAACCCAUGUAAAUAAGGCUACAGAGGUCGAAAUUUCAAUUUAUGACCAGGAAGCAGAACGUACUCUUCCCAUUGGUAUCUUUUGGUUGAAAAUCACUGAUAUUGCUGAAGGCCUACGUAAAAAGAAGAUUCAACAAGAGAGUGGUCCUGGUUGGGUCCCCGCUGAAGUGUAUCAAAAAAGGGAAAGUAGGCAUGGGCCUAAUCCUGUUCCAAACCAGCCUCAACCUCAACAGCCAAAGCAUGUAGAAUCCACUCAAGAAGGUAUUCAAGCUUGGUUUGAUGUUGAACCUUCUGGUGAAAUGCUACUUCGUGUAAACUUUGUUCGCGAGGCCGCAAACCGUCGCCCCCUCGAUAAGCUCGGUCGUGCUGGUGCGGUAAGACAAAGACGCGAAGAAGUUCACGAAAUGAACGGUCAUCAGUUUUUCGAAAAAAAGUUUUACAAUAUUAUGCGGUGUGCUCUAUGCAGCGAAUUUAUGGUCAAUAACGGAUAUCAGUGUGAAGACUGCAAUUAUACUUGUCACAAAAAGUGCUUUACAAAAGUGGUUACCAAAUGUAUUUCCAAAGCAAACGCUGAUCGGGAUUCCGAUGAAGAUAAGCUUAAUCAUAGGAUACCCCAUCGAUUUGAGCCUAUUACCAAUAUUGGUGCAAAUUGGUGUUGCCAUUGUGGUUAUAUGCUUCCUCUUGGUGCAAAAGGAGCAAAGAAAUGUUCUGAAUGCGGAAUCACUUGUCAUACCAAAUGUCAGCAUUUUAUUCCUGAUUUUUGCGGUCUGUCCAUGGAAAUGGCUAACCAAAUGCUAUCUGAAAUUAAGGCUGCUAACAAAAGAAAAACCUUGGAUGGGCCUGUCACUCCAUCUACUUCAUCUAAUGCGAUCUCUAAACCAACCCGUUUAUCAAAACACGAGGAUAAUCUAUUGACAGAACAAAUGAGCCAUGUAUCAAUAAAUCAGCCAAAUCCCAUAUCUACUCCUCAACAACAGCAAAAGCAACAGAAUAUCGUAUCUACCGGACGAACACAAGCAUCAACACCUCCAACAUUACCACCCCAUGGGCAGCCUUAUGUUCCUCAUCAAUAUCCAAUGGUUAGCAAUGAUUCCAGCCAUCAUAAUCAACAGCAGGGCCAUUAUUAUACACCCACAGCUGGUGAUACUGUGAGUGCUCGACCAGGACAUGUCGCGCCACCUUCUAAAAAAGAUGCCAUAUCGAGACCACAGGCAAAGGCCCAAAUGCCACAACAACAGGUCACAACUCGCCCAAAUGAUAGACGAGUAACGUUGAAUGAUUUUAAUUUUUUGUUCGUGCUCGGUAAGGGUAACUUUGGUAAGGUCAUGUUGGCUGAAGACAAAUAUGAUAAGAAGUUGUAUGCUGUUAAAGUGUUAAAAAAGAGGUUUAUUAUCGACAAUGAUGAAAUUGAAAGCGUUCGUUCCGAAAAACGUAUCUUCCAAGCAGCAAAUCGUGAAAGACAUCCUUUUCUUAUUGGACUUCAAUCGUGUUUCCAGACUGAAUCUCGUGUCUAUUUUGUUAUGGAGUAUGUUAGUGGUGGUGAUUUGAUGUACCAUAUUCAACGGGAACCAUUCUCCGAAAGAAGAGCCAAAUUUUAUGCAUGUGAAGUGCUAUUAGCGCUUGAAUAUUUCCACAGCCAAGGUAUUAUCUACCGUGACUUAAAGUUGGAUAACAUUAUGCUUGGCCUCGAUGGACAUAUUAAGGUGGCAGAUUACGGUCUUUGUAAGGAGAAUAUGUUUCAAGAUGACACUACUGGUACAUUCUGUGGCACACCAGAGUUUAUGGCACCCGAAAUUCUGUUGGAACAGAAAUACGGUCGUGCUGUGGAUUGGUGGGCAUUUGGUGUACUUGUAUAUGAAAUGUUGCUCGGCCAGUCACCUUUCCGUGGUGAAGAUGAGGACGAAAUUUUCGAUGCAAUUUUGGAAGACGAAAUUCUCUAUCCUGUAAAUAUGUCAAGAGACUCUGUUUCGAUCUGUCAAAGACUAUUGACACGCGAUCCUAAGAGAAGAUUGGGUUCUGGUCCAUCUGACGCUGCUGAAAUUAAGAAUCACCCCUUUUUCUAUGGCGUGAACUGGGAUGAUAUGCUUGCUAAGCGUGUUUCUCCCCCGUUCUGUCCGUCUGUGAGUGGGCCUUUAGACACAUCCAACUUUGAUGAAGAAUUCACUCGUGAAAUCCCUGCUUUAACCCCAAUUAAUAGCGCCCUAAACCGUGUUGAGCAACAGGAAUUCCAGUCGUUCUCGUAUGUUGCCGAUUGGACUCAAACAGCCCCAUCUCAUUAUUAGUCUGUAUGUAUCAAUGAUAUUCCCUCCCCCAUCUCCUCCUCCCUCUAUAUAUAUAUGUAUAUAUAUAUAUAAAAGUAAAUAGCGGCCGCAUUAACAAUUAU